Molecule: messenger RNA, 879 nt
Organism: Huiozyma naganishii CBS 8797
Lineage: Eukaryota; Fungi; Ascomycota; Saccharomycetes; Saccharomycetales; Saccharomycetaceae
Product: putative peptide hydrolase
Exons: 1
Coding region: 1-879 (292 amino acids)
Biological process (GO): DNA damage response
Molecular function (GO): single-stranded DNA binding
Source: RefSeq, a predicted model, not a curated record
AUGUGUGGCCGGUAUGCGCAGACGUUCGACAGCGAUGAGCUGGCCCGUGUGAUGUCCACUGGGCUCACGCUGGAGAUUCGCGGUCCGGAACAACCUCUGCAGGCAUCGUACAAUGUCGCACCGCAGGCGGUCGCUCCCGUGUACCCUCCGGGGGACACGCUACGAGCCAUGCGAUGGGGGUUGGUCCCGCAAUGGGACCGUGGGACCGUGAGCCGCGGAUACUCCACUUUUAACGCUCGACUGGAGAGUCUCUUGAAGAGCAAGCUCUGGCGGGGAAGCUGUCAGGGGAGGAGAUGUGUCGUGCCCAUCACUGGUUACUACGAGUGGUGGAAGGGCUCUGGGGACACAAGGGACACUCAAGGUAAAGGUAGGGGUAAACGGCGGGCAGGCCCACCGUUCUACGUAACGUCUCGUCAGGGAACUGAAACUCAUCCGGUGAUGUACCUUGCUGGACUGUACGAACACUCUGACACGGAUGAUUCGUACACGUUCGCUAUUGUGACUGGACCCGCGCCGGAGAACUUGGGAUGGUUGCAUGACCGCAUGCCGUGUGUUUUGGAACCGGGGACGGACAGCUGGGAUCGGUGGAUGGAUUCUGCGAAGACACAGUGGGACAAUAGCGAGUUGAACGCGUUGCUGAAACCCACGUACAACGAGACUGUCUACACUUGCUACGAAGUGAGCCGCGACGUCGGUAAAGUGGCUAUCAACAAGCCGUACCUAGUGGACUCACUGGACGAUGGUGAACAUGCUGUGAAGCAAGAACUUGGGGACACGCCACAUGUCAAGCGGGAGACACGGACACCCCAAUUGAAGAGGGAACGCCACCCUGAUAUCCUCCAAAUGCUGAGUCCCAAGAAUAAGAAGCAGAAGAAGUAG